GAGACUGCUCUCGACGAUAGAGGAAACAGAUUUCCAGGAGGCAGGCAAACUGAGUAGGCGCAGUCUUGAGUGGAAAUUGACACGUACUGAUGUAUUACGUCUAUUUUAUUUUAACAAGUGGACCUUUUUUGUUGUUUACACGCAAGGUAGACUUUACGAUUCUUUGAAACCCCCGAAGAGAUCGUGAUUCUAUUUUUCUUUAGCUAGCUGUAGUGUGUUGAAAACUGAAUUCAUUUUGUAUACAGCCUACUGAAUAAUAACACUUUAAAGAAUGACCUGGACAGUUAGCAGUUGUUAUAUCACUCUAGCCCUCCUAUUCCUUUGGCGGGUCGAAGAAAUAGCAGAGGCUUGCAGUUGCUCCCCUGCUCAUCCUCAACAGGCUUUUUGCAAUGCAGACGUCGUGAUCAGAGCAAAAGUGAUCGCUGGCAACGAGGUUGACUCUGGCAAUGAUAUCUACGGCAACCCUAUCAAACGGAUCAAGUAUGACAUCAAACAGAUCAAGAUGUUCAAAGGACCUAACCGGGACAUUGACGCAAUCUUCACAUCCCCCUCCUCAGCCAUGUGUGGGGUGACUCUGGAGACCAAUGGAAAAAAGGAGUACCUUUUCACAGGCAAGCUUGAGACUGAUGGGACAAUGCAUGUGACUCUGUGUGACUUCAUCGAAUCUUGGGAGGCCUUAAGUGCCACACAGAAGAAGAGCUUGACUCAGCGCUAUGAGAUGGGCUGUGACUGCAAGAUCACACGGUGCACCUCCAUCCCCUGUAUGAUCAGCGCCCCGGAGGAGUGUCUGUGGACAGACUGGGUGAUUGAGAAGAGCAUCAGCGGACCACAGGCCAAACACUUUUCCUGCAUCAAGAGGAGUGAUGGUUCCUGUGCCUGGUACAGAGGAUCUGCACCUCCCAAGAAGGAGUUCAUGGACAUCGAGGAACCCUAGUUCCACAAUUGCAUCCUCACUCACAAUGUGACUGGAUAGGGCUGUCUUUUAAAAAUCCCCCCCCCCC
This is a messenger RNA of Osmerus eperlanus (European smelt), 1001 nucleotides long. RefSeq names its product metalloproteinase inhibitor 2-like. The transcript has 5 exons. Gene Ontology annotation, biological process: negative regulation of endopeptidase activity; response to cytokine; negative regulation of membrane protein ectodomain proteolysis. Gene Ontology annotation, cellular component: extracellular matrix. Lineage: Eukaryota; Metazoa; Chordata; Actinopteri; Osmeriformes; Osmeridae. The coding region runs from base 272 to 934 and encodes 220 amino acids. The record is from RefSeq and is a predicted model, not a curated record. Gene Ontology annotation, molecular function: protease binding; metalloendopeptidase inhibitor activity.